AGGUGGCGAGAAGGAUCAAGGCAAGUAAAAGUCCAGACAGGAAGGGGAAAGCCUAGAGGAGGGAGCUUGCAGCGGGGCUCAGGGCAGGCAGGUGUUUGGAGUCAAAUCUAGAGCAGGGCAGAUGGCCUGGGCCACGGUGAGGAGUUUGAAUUCUGUUCUACUGCCAAGACAAGUCACUCGAGGCUUAAAGUACAAGGGUGACAUCAUCCUGUCUAUGCUUUUAAAAGAUCAGGCUAGAGCUGUGUCCCUCCGGCUAGUUCACCACGAAAUCUCCGGAAUCUGGCUCCGCUCUGGCCCCCAGUGGGUGCUUCAAAUCAUAUGGAAGGAUGUGCUGACUUCUGUACGACCUGGCGAUAGUCGGUCAUUUCUUUCUAUGCGUUUAGUUUCUUCACUAGAGAGACAGUCAAUGGGAAUUCCAUGUCUACAAAGAUCCGAGGCUCACGACUUAGGCUACCUGCCUCCAGAACCAGCACCAGAAAACCACGUCGUCGGUCCAGAAGGAAAGUGAAAAGAGAGCUCUGUCUCCAGCAUCCCAGCCAACGCCCAGCGGCCCCGUCCAGCCAGGACCAGAGUCCGGAAGAUGUUUCAUCAACGGAGGUGGAACACUCAGGCAAAAGCCAGAGCUCCAUUCCCAGAUCGGGCACAACCGUGACCAGAAAGCCCAUUCUCCGGCAGCCCAGUCAACGCUCGGCGGCCCCGCCCGGCCAGGACCAGGGUCCCGCGGAUGCUGCAGCCGCGGACGUGGAAUCCACCAGCCAAGGCCAGAGCCCGCUUCGCGGAUUGGGCAUAACCGUGAUAGGAGCCUUGCGAUUGGCCUUUCGCAAUGCAGAGGUGGAACUUGAUUCCUGCACCGGGGCCUCGGGGACACAGCAAAAGCCAGAAAAGCUGCAGCUGGGGGCGAUGGCCGCUCCAAGCCCUGGGCCCCGCGAGGUAGAUGCGGACCGAAGGGACAGAAAAGGGAAGGGUGAGUGAGCAGGUCCCGCCUUCCUCUUGGCCAGAGGUGUGGACACGCCUCCAUCUCAGAGGGUGGGACUUUGCUCUGGAAAAACCAGGACACGCCCCACAUGGACCCCGGCCCCCUCCCUGGAGGCCGGAAACAGGCCAAUUGCCUCAGGGAGUCACCGUGGCUUCUUGUUGAGCCUCCGAGACAAGCAGAAUCGAGUAGGCCUGUUUGAGAUCAGUCCAGGGCACGAACUGCACAGAAUGACGCAGAUGUUGCAGGAAGGACUCUGGGCUGCCACCCAGGUCUCCAUGGACAACCCACCCAAGGGACCUCCCACCCAGAAGGAUUUCUCGGAAGUCAUGACCCAGGUUCACCAAGAGGGCUUCGAGCUGGGAACCCUGGCCGGUCCAGCUUUUGCACGUCUGAGGCAAUACCUAGGUCUGGCUGAAGAAGACUAUCAGGCUACUCUGGGCCCCGGUGGCCCCUACCUUCAAUUUAUCAGCACCUCCAAGAGCAAAGCCAGCUUCUUUCUGUCCCACGACCAGCGCUUCUUCCUGAAGACCCAGAGGCGCCACGAGGUGCAGGUGCUGCUCGCCCACCUGCCCCGCUACGUGCAGCACCUGCGGCGGCACCCACACACGUUGCUGGCACGAUUGCUGGGAGUGCACAGUCUGCGCGUGGCUCGAGGGAAAAAGACGUACUUCAUCAUCAUGCAGAGCGUCUUCUACCCUCCCAGCCGCAUCUCUGAGAGGUAUGACAUCAAGGCCUGCGAGCUGAGCCGCUGGGUGGAGCCAGUUCCUGAGGGCAGCCCCCUUCUCCUGGUGCUGAAGGACCUCAACUUUCAGGGAAAGACCAUUAACCUGGGACCCCAGCGGAGCUGGUUCCUCCGCCAGAUAGAGCUGGACACCGCCUUCCUGCGGGACCUCAAUGUGCUGGACUACAGUCUCCUGGUGGCCUUUCAGCUUCUCCACAAAGACGAAAAGGGCCAAAAGGACCGUGGAAGCAUUUUCCGCACAAUCAGGUCCGUACAUGGUGCACCAAACUCGUGGGGGGCGGAGGACCAGAACCGCCGGCUGCUGCCCGACGUCCCCAACGCCCUCCAUGUCUUGGACGGGCCAGACCAACGUUAUUUUCUGGGCUUGGUGGAUCUGACCACCGUCUAUGGGCUUCGCAAACGGCUGGAGCAUCUGUGGAAAAUGAUGCGCUAUCCAGGCCAGUCCUUCUCCACGGUCAGCCCGGCUCUCUACGCCCGUCGCCUCUGUCAGUGGGUGGAGAUGCACACCGAGUGACUCGACUCCCCCUGUCUGCGUUCUCCUCUGGACAAUGGGCAUGAGCCCACAACAGUUUUCCAGCGAUACCCAGGAGCUAGCCUGCAGUUUCUGCUUUAGCCACAGGAGGGCAGCAUCCCCUAACUAAUACUCAGCCCUAUCCGGUGAUGGUGCUGUACCCUGUUUAGAGAAAGGACUCCCCCUCCUCUCCCAUUAGCUCAUUUACUAUUAAAAAAUGUUGGUAUUCUCUUUUUACA
This is a messenger RNA of Peromyscus eremicus (cactus mouse), 2468 nucleotides long. It is a transcript of the gene Pip5kl1, whose product is annotated as phosphatidylinositol-4-phosphate 5-kinase like 1. Gene Ontology annotation, molecular function: phosphatidylinositol kinase activity. The record is from RefSeq and is a predicted model, not a curated record. Gene Ontology annotation, biological process: phosphatidylinositol metabolic process. NCBI's taxonomy places the organism in Eukaryota, Metazoa, Chordata, Mammalia, Rodentia, Cricetidae.